Messenger RNA from Ruditapes philippinarum (Manila clam), 3055 nucleotides. Its product is annotated as alpha-(1,3)-fucosyltransferase C-like. The record is from RefSeq and is a predicted model, not a curated record. Bases 1747 to 2907 code for a protein of 386 amino acids. Lineage: Eukaryota; Metazoa; Mollusca; Bivalvia; Venerida; Veneridae. Gene Ontology annotation, molecular function: alpha-(1->3)-fucosyltransferase activity. The transcript is spliced from 2 exons. Gene Ontology annotation, cellular component: membrane.
UGAAAAAAAACCUUAUACUUUCCUUACUUACCACCACAAAUCCCAGUGUGUCCAACCCAUUGAUUUCAUUUUUUAGUAUGUUAAUAAUUUAUUUUUACUACAACAUUUGAGGCGUUUUUGUUUUGUAACAUGGAAAUACAACACUGUGAGGUCACUGAUUAAAUGACCUUGUCAUAAUUAACAAUUUGUAUGUAACGUAAUUAAAAUGCAAAAACUCAAAACAUUUUUAUGUCCCCGGGGGGAAUUUCGGUGAAACUUUACAGGAUUAUUUGUCGGCAUGCCUAGUUAUGCAUAGUAUCUUGGAUUUUUGCCAAAUAUAUGUGAAACCCACAAAGAUAAAUUCAAUAACGCAUUUACGGUAACUUUAUAUCAAGGCUUCUAUUUUGGGCGUUAAUUACUUUUCAGCGACAGCAUUUGUUUCCGUUUUUGAUUUUGGAUUUAGAAUUGAAUCAAAAUUGUAAUAGUUGUAACUAUUUAUUAAACCAUUCAUCCGCUGCAUUUAGGCUAUAAAGAUUAUGUAAAUGGGGUGUAACACAGAGCCAUCGGUGAUUGAUCGGUAGUUUUUGUAGCCAAAUUAUUGAUUGAACCGAAGACACCCAUAUCACCUAUUGGUCACCUGUUUUCCACCUAUCAGCUGCUAUUGGGGAAAGAUAAGUUUUAUCGGUGAAAAAAUACCGAUUGGGAUUUUUAAACAUGUUUAAAAUUCUCGAUCGGUGACAAAUAAUCUACAGCAACCUAUAUCAUGAGAUAUGCAAGCUCUUAAUCACCCAUAUCGCCGAUCGGACAAAGAUAACCAAAUAUGAAUGACCGGCCAUAUCUAACAGAAAGUGUUUAACAACUAAUGACUAGCUAUCAAACACCGAUUAAUCAGUGCUUUCUGUCACCGAUGGCCUUUUACACAGAAAACCAGAAAUAAAAUCACGCAUGACAACCGGUCAUAACAGCGAGUAAAUUUAACAUUAAAUGACCGAUUGGGGAUCGACCGUCUGUGUAACUGGAGUGUUACCGUUGCAUUGUUUCUUUUGUAAAAGUGGACGGGUGCAGCAAGUUUAUUUACAUUUAUUUUGAUAAACCAUGUAGGUGAGUUAAUAUUUCUCAAAUAAUUAUUGUUAAAUAUAUGCAUUAUUCACACUGAUAAUAAUUAAAGACGCCCUUUUAAAAUAAGUAAGGCGGGGUUUUCUCGAAAAUGCAUCAAUUUGAAAUUACCUUUAGUAUUGAACGGAUAAAGUAUCAUUGCCAGACGAGCAAACGAGCGUAGAUUAUUUUUAUAAUUAAUGAUAAUCAAAUUAAUUUGAAAAUAAAAUACUAUUACAUACGAGAAAAUCACUUUUUUAUAUAGUCGCAUUGUAUCAUUGAUAUGUUUCCUAAUAAAUGCAUGUUUUUGUUGUUAUUGUUUUAUACACUAUAUUAAAACUCAUAUAUUACAAAUUGUCGACUGCAUAUUACAAAUUGUGUUGAGUGCAUUAGUGUAUGUGUAAGAUAUAUUCCCAUUCAGAAGUAAGUUAUAUACAGCAAACCGACGUUCAAGAUAUUUGCCUAUAUCUGUGCUGUUAAAUUUACAGUUUAUCCAAAAUAAUAUACAAUGCAGUUGUUCACACAAAUUUUACGCAAACGUACGUUGAUUUUGCCCUUAUGACAUAUAUUUCUAUCCAGACUGAACAUAUAUUCAUUUUACGUGCUUUCAUUUUGGAAUACUUUGUCGGGAAGGUGCAAUCAUAGUAUGACUCAUCUAGAAAAUAAUCGACGAUGGUGAAUUUAUAUAAAUGGAUGGUUAUAGGAACGCUGUUGAUGGGUAUUGUAGUUUUGCUUACUACUUCGUAUUACAUGCAAACAAGAAAGCGAGGCAGAAUGUAUGUAAAAGCAGUUAAUUCUGAUAAUAAACUGGUUGAUGUACAAGAAAGUAAAAGCUGUUCGGAUUGUUCAGCCAAAAAUAAAACACAAAUUUCAAUACUAUUCAUAAACAAACCUCGCCACAUGAAUAUACUGGAAGGAAACCAAUACUUGAAAAGCAGCUGUUAUUUUAAAAACUGCAUUUUGACUGAUUUUGUUAAAAAUAUAUCUGAGAUGUCGGCAAUAGUGUUCAAUGCCCAAGACAAUCUUCCCUUUAAAGGUGAAUAUUUGAAACAAAUACGCAAAGAAUCUCAAAUAUGGAUAAUUUAUAGAGCAGAACCUAUUGCAGCCGUAAGGACAAGAUGGUUCAGAGAAAAAGAAUGGAAAAAUACGAUGAACUGGACGAUGGGAUAUCGCCUUGACUCCGAUAUAUUUCUUCCUCACCAAUUAUUAGUUACAAGAAAAACACAGAUAAAACGCGAUUACGUUUCUGUAUAUAAUCGUAAAACUAAAAUGGCUGCUUGGAUUGUGAGUCAUUGCCAUGCAGAUAGUCUGAGAGAUGAAUAUGUCCGAGCUCUAAUAAAAGAGGGCAUCGAGGUUGAUAUAUACGGAAAGUGUUCUAAAAACAGAACGAGAGUAAGAGGGAGAACUCUCUAUGAAAGAAUUGACAAAUAUUAUAAAUUUUACUUAUCAUUUGAAAAUAACUUUUGUUUAGAUUAUGUUUCAGAGAAAUUUUUUAAUUACAUUUCUUUAGACACGAUUUUGAUUGUCCGCGGUGGAUUAAACUAUUCGAAACACUUUGAUAAGAAUGCAUUUAUUGAUGCUUCAUCUUUUUCCUCUGUCAAAUCAUUGGCAAAUUAUAUGCUUAGCGUAAGUAAUGACGUAAAGUUAUUUACAAAGUUUUUACAAGCAAAAGACAAAUAUAUUGUUAAUGGUACUCCAGGAUAUAGCCGAGCAGUAUCAACAUGCAGGCUUUGUGAGCAUAUGAACAAUAAAGACAAAUAUAUCCGCACAUAUAAAGACAUUGCUGAUUAUCUUGAAAACGGGACAUGUUUUAAUCCAAAAUAUAUUGUCUGAAAAUGAAAGAUAUUUGACAUAUAUAUUUUUAUUGAUUUAUUUAUUUAUUUUUAUUAUUUCAUUAUAAUUAUUAUUAUUAUUAUUAUUAUUUUUAUUAUUAUUAUUAUUAUUAUUAUUAUUAUUAUUAUUAUUAUUAUUAUUAUUAUUA